Messenger RNA from Phyllostomus hastatus (greater spear-nosed bat), 1835 nucleotides. RefSeq names its product transcription factor Dp-2 (gene TFDP2). Gene Ontology annotation, cellular component: nucleus; transcription regulator complex. The record is from RefSeq and is a predicted model, not a curated record. Gene Ontology annotation, biological process: regulation of transcription by RNA polymerase II; regulation of cell cycle. NCBI's taxonomy places the organism in Eukaryota, Metazoa, Chordata, Mammalia, Chiroptera, Phyllostomidae. The transcript is spliced from 14 exons. The coding region runs from base 475 to 1818 and encodes 447 amino acids. Gene Ontology annotation, molecular function: DNA-binding transcription factor activity, RNA polymerase II-specific; RNA polymerase II transcription regulatory region sequence-specific DNA binding.
CGCCCGGGAAGCGGGACAGUGGCUGGGCCGGGUGCGGGCGGACGGAGCCGCUUGCGAUUUCGCCUGGGGCGGCUGCCACUGCUCAGCGCCGGCCGGGCCCCGACCCUUCCUCUUUGGGCAGCGUCGAGGGCGCACACACAGUCGGUGUCCUGGGGCCUCGAACUCCAGGGCCUUGACUGGACAGGCCGCGAAUCUCCGACCCCUGCCCCGCGAGUGAGUCCGCCCGGACCGGGCCACCGCCAAGCACGGGUGCCCCAGGCUCGGAAGAACAGCGCUGCCUGCCCACCUGGUCUUCUGCAGCCUUGUGGGGAGAGCGAAGAAAGGGGAGAAAGAGAGGACCAUCCAUGUGAGAGAGAAAUAUCAAUUGGAUCAAACCUGCAGCCUAGGAUGUAUUUUAAAGAAUUAUUGAAGAUGAAACAUUUUAUUUUCUUUUUUUAAUGGCUUUAGAGAAUUUUAAAUCGAAUACAAUUUGACAUGACGGCAAAAAAUGUUGGUUUGAGUUCCACAAAUACAGAAUUAAGAGGAUUUAUAGAUCAGAAUCUCAGUCCAACAAAAGGUAACAUUUCAUUUGUUGCAUACCCAGUUUCCAGCACCAACUCACCAACCAAGAUUUUACCAAAAACCUUAGGACCAAUAAAUGUGAAUGUUGGACCCCAAAUGAUUAUAAGCACACCCCAGAGACUAACCAGUUCCGGAAGUGUUCUGAUCGGGAGCCCGUACACCCCUGCACCGGCCAUGGUCACGCAGACGCACAUAGCAGAAGCCACGGGCUGGGUCCCGAGUGAUAGAAAACGGGCUAGAGAAUUUAUAGACUCUGAUUUUUCAGAAAGUAAACGAAGCAAAAAAGGAGAUAAAAAUGGAAAAGGCUUGAGACAUUUUUCAAUGAAAGUGUGCGAGAAAGUUCAGCGGAAAGGUACAACAUCCUAUAAUGAAGUGGCUGAUGAGCUGGUAUCAGAGUUCACCAAUUCAAACAACCAUUUGUCAGCUGAUUCGCAGGCUUAUGACCAGAAGAACAUUAGGCGAAGAGUUUAUGAUGCUUUAAAUGUGCUAAUGGCAAUGAACAUCAUUUCAAAGGAAAAAAAAGAAAUCAAGUGGAUUGGCCUGCCUACCAAUUCUGCUCAGGAGUGUCAAAACCUGGAGAUAGAGAAGCAGAGGCGGAUAGAACGGAUAAAGCAGAAGCGGGCCCAGCUGCAAGAACUUCUCCUGCAGCAAAUCGCUUUCAAAAACCUGGUGCAGAGGAAUCGACAAAAUGAACAGCAGAACCAGGGCCCUCCAGCUCUGAACUCCACCAUUCAGCUGCCAUUUAUCAUCAUCAACACGAGCAGGAAGACAGUCAUAGACUGCAGCAUCUCCAGUGACAAGUUUGAGUACCUUUUCAAUUUCGACAACACCUUUGAGAUCCACGACGACAUUGAAGUUCUGAAGCGGAUGGGGAUGUCCUUCGGCCUAGAGUCAGGCAAGUGCUCCCUGGAGGACCUGAAGCUGGCAAAGUCGCUGGUGCCGAAGGCUUUAGAAGGCUACAUCACAGAUAUCUCCACAGGACCUUCUUGGUUAAAUCAGGGACUAUUGUUGAACUCGACCCAGUCAGUUUCGAAUUUAGAUCCGACCACUGGGGCCCCCUUGUCCCAGUCAAGUGUAAACCAGGGCUUGUGCUUGGAUGCGGAAGUGGCCUUAGCAACCGGGCAGCUCCUCGCCCCCAACAGCCACCAGUCCAGCAGUGCAGCCUCCCACUGCUCCGAGUCCCGAGGCGAGACGCCCUGCUCGUUCAACGAUGACGACGAGGAAGAAGAGGAGGACGACUCCUCCUCCCCGGAAUAAAGACAGGACAAAACCCA